This is a messenger RNA of Trichobilharzia szidati, 5459 nucleotides long. The record is from the annotation of a GenBank genome assembly. NCBI's taxonomy places the organism in Eukaryota, Metazoa, Platyhelminthes, Trematoda, Strigeidida, Schistosomatidae.
AUGAAUAACAAAAACAAGGAUAUUUUGUCUAACAAUCCCAGCGAUACUCUCACCAGUAAUAUCACAAAGCAUAAUAAGUCAAAUUCUCAUCCAUCAUCUUAUUUACCCUGCCAUAAUAAUGCCAAUAACAGUAGUAGUAAGACCUGUCGAAAUAUUAGAGUGAACGAAUUGAAGAACAAACCUCCAAGUUCACUCGGAACUGCUUACUGUCCACAACACGGAAUAUUACCAAUAGUAAAAACAGCUUAUGUUUACCAGGAUAAUGAUUUGGACAAUCGGAGCAGUGGUAUACGCCUAGCCAUUCAACCAAAUCACUAUCGAAGUUUGGAAGCACUUCUAGAAGAAUUAACUACAACAGUGCCAACGGUUACCUGUAAUGAACAAAAAAUAUAUGCACCACAAGUCAUGAGUAAAUUCAAGUCAAUGAAUGAUAUACAAUGUAACAGUUACUAUGCGUACGCUGACUAUCCAACGAAAUCAAGAGGUAUAUCACUGGAUCGUAAAACAGCUAAUAAAGCCAACCGGACCAUUGACUGUAAGCCUUCAUCACUUUCUACAUCAACGUCUUAUAGUAGACUAGUUCUACCCAGUUAUUCACUAAAUCCUUCGAAGCUAGAUUUAAAUAAUCUUUUGACUAGGUAUACCACCACUGACACUACUAACAGUAGCCAUAAAUUCAACAAAACAACAAAUUGUGUUUAUCUGCCAACACUUGAUACUCUUAUUGUUGACUCCGAUGAAACCACCACAUGGAGACAAUUAAAACAAGUGAAACGUAUUUAUGUUCGCUUGAAUGGACAACCGCGUAUAUACAAACCUGUGUUAGUUAAACGAAGAUAUAUUAAAAAACUUGACCAAGUGUUACAAGAAUUAAGUGAAUUGUUCCGAAUUCCUAUACAUAAAAUUUAUACAUUAGAUGGUGUAUUAGUAGAGACAUUACACGAACUACUUGACGGUCCAAGUGAAUUUGUUGCUGCUGGCCUAGAGCGUUUUCGUCCAAUUCAAGAAAUAAAACAACCGGCUAGAUACCUGAGUCGUAGUGUAAGUCGUACGAAAAAUCAAACUAGAUCACCAAGUAGCUCAGCUCUACCCCCAAUAAAGCAGACUUAUGAACAGUCAGAUAAAGUAUGCGAUUCAAAUGGUGGAUACACUGUCUGUCAGGUGUUCAUUAAAUCUGGUCAACAUGAUCCACAAACAGGCGAACAGUAUUCAUCUAUUUGUACAGCGAACCCAACAAUUACAAUUUGUAAUAAAUAUCAAUCUACUCAACCUAUAUUACUUAGAUCCGCUUAUAUUUGUACAAUAAAUCAAAACAAUAAUGGAAAUACACAACUUGAUCAAGGUAACGAGUCAAGUGGAUCUGAUGUCAUAAGCAGUACACUGACUGGACCAUUUUGUCCAGGAAGUGUUGAUUAUUUUGAAAUACCCUUAAAUGAUUUUGGUGAAAUCAGUAAAAUACGCCUGAGUCAUGAUGGUUACGGUAAUUACCCUGAAUGGUUACCUGAAGAGAUAUGCCUAAGAUUAUCACCGGGUAAUGCUAAUCAGUCAGUUGACUCACUAAAGAUGUGCUCUCAGAAUAAUCCCCCUUCAAAUAAAUUUCAAAAUUCAGAAGAAGAAACUAGUUUUUCAUCUCCAACCGCAACAUCAUGUGAAAUGACAUUUCCAUGUAUGAGAUGGUUGUCAAGAUAUAAAGCAGACGGUAGUCUAGUGCGUGAAAUCGCUGCGCCUGGAACACAAUUACGUGAUCAAGGACGCUUAUUUGGAAGAAUCAUGAAAGCAUAUCCCUUAGACAUUGCAACAUUAUUUCAACAAGAAGAAAGAUCUCCUGUAAUGCAAUAUCAACUGAUUACAAAGACUGGCAACCUUUGGAACGCAGGCGUCAAUGGAGUUAAUGUCAACAUUCUGCUCCAAGGUGAUCGUGGCGAUACAGGACAACGGACCCUGUGGAAUGAAGAAGUAGAUAGAAAGAAGGCAUUCUUAAGAGGAAAAACAAGCAUAUUUAAUAUAGAAGCUGUAUUCCUUGGAAGACUGAAGGCACUCACCAUAUGGUUAGAACCAAUUGAUACCGGAAAUGAUAGUAACAGUGUGACUACUGAUAGCAGCUGGUAUCUGGAAUAUGUAGUUAUUCACCAACUCUCACCAACUUUCGAUCCAAUCAGGAGUCAAACAAGUGUUCCAAAUAACUCCUUUCUUCCUUCCUCUCCGCCUACACCUCCACCACCGCCAUCGUCGUCUCCAUCAGCUACAACUAAUGAGAGUUUCUUAGUGAAAACCACACUCUCGAACUGUAAGGAUAUUUGUGGAACCUAUCUUUUCCCCUGUUUCCAAUGGUUAACAACAGGUGUCGGAAUGAAUUCCCUACCGAUUAAAUUGAUUCCCGCCAGUGGAAGUGGAGCUCUUACACCAGAUUUGAUCGAAUCAAUUAUGUCCCAUGAAAAGGAACAAAUUUAUUGGCAAGUGCAAAAAUGGAAGUUCAAACCAGAUACGAAAAUUGUUUUCUACAGCUACCUAACUGGAGCGCCAUUGCAAAUAGUCGACUCGAACAGAAUUAACAGUCAACUUAUUCAUGGAGUAGCAGGAGAGAAGGGCACACAAGCAAUUUUCAAUGUAUGUCACGCAUCAUUUGGUGGAUCGCCACAUCCCAAGGUAUCUAAACAACAUUCAUAUUCCCAGUCCCGUUCGAAAAAUUCUUCAGAUGAACAGGGAUGUUGUACAUUCAAUCGUGAUGUGGAUUAUUUGAGUUUUCCGCCUGUUACUGUGACUUGUAAUGGUGGCAACAGCAAACACAAAAGCAGUACUAGUAGUGACACUAGAAAUAUCAAGUAUAUUCGUUCCUUUACAAGUGUGAAAAAUCCAUGGUUAACAAUGUGUUUAGAUGAAACCGUGGGUUUACAUAUGACAAUUAACUCGAGCAAUUCGCAGUUCUCCAGGAACUUGGUGUCGCAAUGUUUCGACUUCAGAAUUCGACCACUGUCAGAUCGUCUUGUCGCACUUGAGUCAGUUAAAUGCAGUUCACUUCGAUCUAGAAGAACUCAUGUUUACGUUGGACCUGAUGGCCGUAUUGUCAGCGGUGCAACAGGUCCUUUAACAAUACCUGGGAAAUUGUUUAUGCCUUAUGUAAAGGGAUGUUUAAGGGAUCAGACAAUACUAUGGAUGUGUACUGGAGUUCAACAAACAUUAAUACCUAAGCUGGUUAGAGAGACCAAUCAGAAAGAUGAAGAAGACAAAAUCAGUAAUUGUAAAUUUGAAUUACGUGCAACAGGAGAGAGAAUUUCUGAAGCCUACUGGAGGGUACAUAGAGUGGACAAAAGUGUUAGACGAUUUGAGUCUAUUGCUUGGCCAGGACACUUUCUACGCGUUGCAUCAGGUGUUGUAGAUGCUAUGGGUGGUGGUGGCAUGGACUGUUACUUCAAAAUAAAUCGUGUUCGUUGUAAAGGCUUUAUUCAGUUGUCACCACUUGUGGAUAACAAUAAAAUUAUUGGAAUGAAUGAAGAUGGAACUGUAACCUUAUACGAAAAGCAUACAAUGGAAGAAAACUGUCGAUUUUAUCCUGAAGUAAUUAAAUAUGGUUCUCCUAGUUGUCAACAUCAAUUAUCUAGUGCAGCUGAAGCAAAUAAAAAUAUUGAUUUAAGUCCGCAUGUCAACUCUGCAAAUAAUGGAAAUUUCAAUGCUGAAAAGGUGGAACAAAUUCAAGACGACUCAAGGGAGGGGUUAGUAGAAUUGGCUCAGUCUCAGUGUGAAACAGCUGCGAAGGAUAACGAUUCAGUUCGAAGCACAGUGGGAGAUGAUGCAGAGCCAAAUGAUAUUGAAAUGAGUCAGUCACAGACUUCAGAUAACCAGAAUGAACAGAAGGACAUGAGAGACUCUAGCUGGAAAUUAUCUAUAUUCACGGAGAAAUCGGCUGAGAACUGUAGAAUUGUUUUGGUUGUUUACGGGACAGGUGGAAGCUCUGGUUCUAUACUAAUUGGUAGAUCAGAUGAUAACAAAGGAUUAUUUCAAACAAAUAGGAUUGACAAUUUCAUGAUUAUUCUGGAAAACAUUGGCUCAAUUUACAAAAUACGUUUAGAAGUGAAUCCAAUUAAUCCAGAUAUCGAUACAAAAUGGGAGGUAGAUAAGGUCAUCAUAGAGAAUGUUAAGACAUCUCAGCAGUUGUCAUUUGACUUUUCUGGCCGACCAUUCGGAAAGAGUGCUAACUUCAGUUGUCUAUCUCGAGAACAAGUUACAGGUUUCAGUAAUACCACCAACAACAUCUCAUUAACAGAGAAGCAACAAUCCGCAAGUGAAAUAAAACUGUGUCUUACAAACUAUCGUGUACAACUAGAAUUAUAUCAUGACGAGUCUAAUGAAUGCGAUCCGUCGAAUAUUUCUCUGGAGCCAUAUCUCUGCUUAAUUGGACUAUACGGAGAUUCUGGACGUCGACUGUUGGGUGAAGUUACUUGUGAAGAGUUGGUGAAUGCAGAGAGGAAAAAUGUGUGGAUAUUUGAUACACUGAUUGAAGCUGCUUAUCUUGGAGAAAUGACCAGCUGUUUCCUAGGUCCAGUCGAUGUGGAAAACCAACCAGAGUCGAAAUGUUCUGGGUUGAUGUGCACUAAAAUAUUAGUGUGGGACACGAGAAAACAAUUAAUUUAUGAGUUUCCUUCAGAAAAUUGGAUUCUUCCCAAGACAAAUACACAGGCGCAUGAAGUUCACCUGACAGUCGGUCACGUCACUAUGACUGAAACCAAGGUGUCAAAUUCACCACAACAAAGUGAAGACUGUAUUGGGAAAGAAAAUACAACUGUGCUAAACGAAGUGAAUGCUGACGUGAAUGAAUUCAGCAGUGAAAAAUUACUUGGGGAUCUAAGCUAUGCCACAGAAGAUGAGUUGAAGAUCAUACGUGAUGCACGACUAUUCGUAUCUACUAUAAUUCGAAAAUCAGAAGCUAAUCUACUAGUUUUUGAAAGUCAGGGUUCAGCAACCAUGAUGACAAAUUAACUUCGAUUAUCGGUGUAUCUGUGCUAUCGUUUUCAUAUUUGAAGAAGUAACAAUCAAAACGAAGUCAUUUCUUUUGCUUCAUCAUUCGUACACUGUGAUCACUAACAGUAAUACAAGUAAUAAUAUCAAUAAUAAAAGUGAUAAUAAUAAUAAUAACGAUAACAAUAAUUUAUCAGAACCAAUAAAUCGAUGCAAUAAACAUGAAUGUGUAAUUUCCAGUUCUCUAGAAAUGUAAAAUGUCUUAUUUAUUGCAUACUCAACCUACACAUUUUCAUUUGAAUUGCACACAGCUUCUAACGCUUCACAAGACACACAAUAAGAAGUAGUCAGUCGUAGACACUUUUCAAGAGAACAUGCAUUAAGAUCAGUCAGUGAAGAUAAUAACUGAACGUCCAAUAAAUAAGAUAUGCAUCAAUGACUUGUUUGUAAAACAAGCAUCCAGCUCAUCAAGAUUGACACACGGUGUAACCAGUGUGUCAAACAUC